GGUGUUGAAGCCACUUCAGGCAACAACAAGCCCUGGAAUUCCAUUUUCCCCAUUGAAAAUGAGGAGCUGGUGUAUGAGCGCUGGGAAGAAAACAUCAUCUGGGAUGCCCAGGCUAUGUCCAGACUCAUGGAACCUCCAGUUCUGAGCCUCAACCUCAACGAUGAAGACCUCCUUUUGGAAAUUCCAGAAUCACCUGAAGACGAAGAGACACCAUCCAUCUCCUCCAAGAACAAGAUGGAAUCUUCCCAGAAGGGGCAAAUCCUAGAGAAAGUAUCCCUGAAGGACCCAUGGAACCUGUCCAAUGAUGAGUUUUACUAUCCCAGAAAAGACGAUUUACGAGGAACGCUCAAGGGGAUCAUCCAGCAUGCGACCCCAGCCAUGGACCUGCAGCUGCCCUUCUUCCCCACCUACAUGGGUCCCACCAAACUCCGGCAAUUCCAUCGCCCUCCUCUGAAAAAGUACGUCUCCGGGCCCCUGUCCAAACCAGGACCGCACCCCAUCCAGUCCUUGUUGGGUCACAUCCAGAAGAAAGCCCAGAUGAGAGAGCAGGAGCGGCAGGCCUCCGGAGGCGGAGAGAUGUUCUUUAUGCGCACGGCCCAGGACCUCACCGGCAAAGAUGGAGAUCUGGUUCUUGUAGAAUAUAGCGAGGAGUAUCCGCCCUUAAUGAUGCAGGUCGGCAUGGCAACCAAGAUAAAAAACUACUACAAACGGAAACUUGGAAAGGAUUCUGGAGCACCAGCCUGUGACUACGGAGAAACUGUUUACUGCCAUACAUCUCCUUUCCUGGGCUCUCUCCAACCUGGCCAGCUGCUGCAGGCCUUGGAGAACAACCUUUUCCGAGCCCCGAUCUAUCCCCACAGGAUGCCGGGGACGGAUUUCCUGGUCAUCCAGAAACGGCAGGGCUACUACAUCCGGGAAGUGAAGGACAUCUUUGUGGUUGGCCAGGAAUGUCCCCUGAUUGAAGUCCCGGCCCCCAAGUCCAAAAGGGCUGCUACUCACAUUCGGGACUUUCUGCAGGUUUUCAUUUACCGCUUGUUCGGGAAGAGUAGAGACCGGCCGCCACGGAUCAGGAUGGAGGAUAUCAAGAAAGCUUUCCCUUUCCACGCGGAGAGUACCAUCCGGAAGAGGCUGAAUGUCUGUGCUGACUUCCAGCGCACAGGAAUGGUCUCAAACUGGUGGGUCCUCAAGCCCAACUUCCGCUUACCUACCGAGGAGGAGUUACGAGCCAUGGUGUCUCCAGAGCAGUGCUGUGCCUAUUAUAGCAUGAUUGCCGCUGAGCAGAGGCUGAAGGAUGCUGGUUAUGGGGAGAAGUCCUUCUUGGCCCCAGAUGAAGAGAAUGAAGAAGGCUUCCAGAGUAAGAUCGAUGAUGAGGUGCUCACAGCUCCUUGGAACACAACCCGGGCCUUCCUCUCGGCCCUGAAGGGAAAGUGCCUCCUUGAUGUGACUGGUGUGGCGGAUCCCACAGGCUGUGGGGAGGGAUUCUCCUAUGUGAAGAUCCCAUUCAAACCCCCACCAAAGGAUGACAAGGACACCCAGCCGGUGAAAAAGACCAUCAUGGGCACAGAUGCCGACCUCCGUCGCCUCUCUCUCAAGAAGGCCAAGCAGCUUCUCCGCACAUUUGGUGUGGCCGAGGAAGAGAUCAAACAGCUGUCCCGCUGGGAGGUGAUCGACGUGGUGCGCAGAAUAUCCACAGAACAGGCCCGUUCAGGGGUGGACAUCACGAGUAAGUUUGCCCGAGGACUGAGGGGCUCUGUGGCCGAGACUCAGGACCGCUACAGGAUGGACUGUCAGAGGAUCUUCGACCUACAGAACAAGAUUUUAGCAUCCACCGAGGUCUUAUCGACAGACUCUGACAGCAGCUCCUCUGAUGAGGACAACAUACUAGAGGAGAUGGGGAAGAAUGUAGAGGACCUCCUCGAGAACAAAAAAACGCUCUCCCAGCUGCAUUAUUAUAGGGAAGAACAGGAGCGGAAGCUGCUUCAGAAGAUGUUUCUGGGGGAAGAUAGUGGUAACAAGGGAAAGGAAAAGACGACCGACCAAACCCAGACAGCCAAGAACUCUGUCAAGAAUGGCCAGACUCCUGAGCCCAGUUCCACCCCAUCCAUCUCAGGCUGCCACUUCCUCAAAAUCUACCGCACAUUUAAAAAUGAUGAUGGCAAAGAGUACGUCCGCUGUGAAACUGUCUGUAGCCCAGCUGUCAUUGAGGCGUACAGCCAGAUCCGGACCACCAUGGAUGAGGAGUCCAUCCGCAGUAUUGCCCUAUCUGACCGGAAGCACCACCUGGAGUUGCGGAAAGAGCGACGCAGGAUCCAGGACCAGCUGAGGCGGCUCAGGCGGAGCCAAGAGAAGGCAAAGCUCCAGGGCCCACCUGAACAGAAGGCCAAGCCCAAAAUAAAGACCCUUCCUGAUCUGAAGCUGAAAUGUGGGGCUUGUGGUGCAGUUGGACACAUGAGGACAAACAAGGUCUGUCCUCUUUAUAACCCAAACCACGCCCUCCCUGCCACCUCUGUCGCCAUGACAGAGGAGCAGGAGGAAGCGUUGGAGAAGAUGACCUACGACAGCAAUGCAGAAGUCAUUAACAUGGAGGGGACCAAGAUCGUGUUUAAGAAGCAACUUUUUGAGAGGGCUGAAGAAAUACGCCGGAAGAGCCUUGUCCUGAAGUUCCCCAAAGUGUGUCUCCCUCCCACCAAGAAGCGGCGAAUUGAAGCAGAUGUCCACUGUGGCUCUGUUUCCGAAAUGCAGGGAAACAGUCUUGUGGAUGCAGAGAGAAAGUCUGGGUGGCCACAGCCGAAGCUUAAGCCUCACUGGCAGGAGCAGCAGCAGAAGUCCCAGGAGCCCCAGUGGCAACCACAGCAGCAGUCGCAGAACCUGCAGCAGCAGCCACAACAGCAACCACAGCGGCAACAGGCGCAGAAGCUGCUGCAGUCCCAGUGGCAGCCCCAGAAACAGCAGUUGCCAAAGCUGCAGCAGCGGCAGCCCCAACAGCAGCCGCAGGAGCUGCUACAGCCCCAACAGCCCCAGCAGCAGCUGCAGCAGACGCAGUCACAGAAGCUGCAGCAGCCGCAGAAACGGCUACAGCCCCAGCAGCAGCCAAAGCUGCAGCAGCAGCCCCAGCAGCAGCAGCAGCAAUGGAAGCUGCAGAAGCAACAGCCGCAGAAGCUGCAGCAGCAGCCCCAACAGCAGCAACAGAAGCUGCGGCAGCCAGAGCAGCAGCAGGCACAAAGGCUGCAGCAGCAGCCCCCACAGAAGCAGUCGCAAAAGCUGCUGCAGCAGCAGUCAUCCCAGGAGCAGUACUGGCAGAAGCUGCAGCAGCGCCUGGGGCGACCACAGCAGCAGCAGCCUCAGCUGCAGAAGCCCCAGCAGCAGCCGAAGCUACAACAGCCCCAGCAGCCGCAGCAGAAGCUGCAGCAGCCCCAGCAGCAGCUGCAGCAGACACAGUCACAGAAGCUGCAGCAGCCGCAGAAACGGCUACAGCCCCAGCGGGAGCCCCAGCAGCAGCCAAAGCAGCAACAGCAGCCUCAGUGGCGACCACAGAAGCCGCAGCAGCAGAAGCCGCAGCAGCAGAAGCCGCAGCGGCAGAAGCCUCAGCAACAGCCCCAGCAGCCCCAGCAGCAGCAGAAGAGGCACCAUCCCCAGCAGCCGCAGCAACGGAAGCCGCACAAGCCCCAGCAGAAGCGGCAGCCGCUUAGUGUCUUGUAUGAGGAUCUUCUCUUGUCAGAUGAGGAUGAUGAAGAAUGGUGA
Molecule: messenger RNA, 3741 nt
Organism: Ornithorhynchus anatinus (platypus)
Lineage: Eukaryota; Metazoa; Chordata; Mammalia; Monotremata; Ornithorhynchidae
Product: transcription initiation factor TFIID subunit 1
Exons: 20
Biological process (GO): transcription by RNA polymerase II; RNA polymerase II preinitiation complex assembly
Cellular component (GO): transcription factor TFIID complex
Molecular function (GO): TBP-class protein binding; RNA polymerase II general transcription initiation factor binding; histone acetyltransferase activity
Source: RefSeq, a predicted model, not a curated record